AUGUGGCCAAUAUCAAAUGUGAAAACUCUUUCAUCAAAGGUCGCUAUAGAUCAGCAAGCACAUAAUCAUGAUAUACUACCAGAGUUUGCAAGAAGCAAUAGAUAUAGGGAGGAACCGACAAGAGAGUACCUCACCGAAGAUUAUGAAAGAUUUGCGAGAGAUAUUGGUUUGAAUUUUUCGAAUCCUGCUACUUUGACUCAGGCGGUCACGCAUAGAUCUUUUGAACAUGGCAACGUACGACAUAUGGAACGGUUAGAAUAUCUCGGACAAUGCGUGAUUCAAACAUUUGCAGCCGAGUUUCUAAUCGACAAAGUGAGUGCCGAACAAUUGCAAACACGAAUCGAGUCGUAUAAAGAUACAUCGAUAGUUGGGACAAUUGGGAAACAAAUAGGAUUAAAUAAGCUGCUCCGUUGGGUCCCUGUUAAUCUCGAAGAAGUAAAGAAAGCCGAAGCAAGCGGAUCGUACGUCAAACCUAUUGGUCAAAAGCAUGUAACUGGACGAGCAAUGUUGGCACUUGUUGGCGCUAUAUACCACGAUCAGGGCGCGUUUGCUGCAAAAAGUUUUUUCCAUCGACAUAUUCUUCCAAGACAUCCGACUGAUCAUAUAUUCGCUGAAAAGCCUUUAUUGCAAUUUGAUAAUUCGAUAUUAUUAAAAACCGACUUGUAA
Molecule: messenger RNA, 666 nt
Organism: Ambispora gerdemannii
Lineage: Eukaryota; Fungi; Glomeromycota; Glomeromycetes; Archaeosporales; Ambisporaceae
Source: the annotation of a GenBank genome assembly